Messenger RNA from Vombatus ursinus (common wombat), 4581 nucleotides. It is a transcript of the gene NRXN3, whose product is annotated as neurexin 3. The coding region runs from base 1 to 4581 and encodes 1526 amino acids. NCBI's taxonomy places the organism in Eukaryota, Metazoa, Chordata, Mammalia, Diprotodontia, Vombatidae. The transcript has 20 exons. The record is from RefSeq and is a predicted model, not a curated record.
AUGGGCUUCACCCUUCACUCUGUCUACUUCACUCUGAAGUUCAGUGUUCUGCUUGGCUCUCUGCUGGGGCUUUGCUUGGGCCUGGAGUUCAUGGGCCUUCCAAACCAAUGGGCCCGCUACCUCCGCUGGGAUGCUAGUACUCGAAGUGACCUGAGCUUCCAAUUCAAGACCAACGUCUCGGCUGGCCUGCUUCUCUACUUGGAUGACGGUGGUGUCUGUGACUUCCUCUGCCUAUCCCUGGUGGAUGGUCGUGUCCAGCUCCGUUUCAGCAUGGACUGUGCUGAGACGGCUGUGCUGUCAGACAAGCAGGUCAACGAUAGCAGCUGGCAUUUCCUGAUGGUGAGCCGUGACCGAAUGAGGACAGUACUUGUGUUGGAUGGGGAGGCCAGGCCUGGGGAGGUCCAGCCUCAGCGGCCCCACAUGGAUGUGGUCAGUGACUUGUUUGUUGGAGGGGUCCCAGCUGAUAUAAGGCCUUCUGCCCUGACCCUGGAUGGGGUGCAGGACAUGCCUACCUUCAAGGGGUUUAUCCUGGAUCUUAAAUAUGGCAACUCAGAACCUCGUCUUCUGGGGACCCAGGGGGUCCAGGUGGAGGCUGAGGGUCCUUGUGCUGAAAGCCCAUGUGAGAAUGGUGGAGUCUGUUUCCUCCUAGAUGGCCACCCGACCUGUGACUGUUCUGCCACUGGCUAUGGUGGCAAGCUCUGCUCCGAAGAUGUCAGUCAAAGUCCAGGCCUUUCACAUCUCAUGAUGAGUGAACAAGCACGAGAUGAGAAUGUGGCCACCUUCCGGGGCUCCGAGUACUUGUGCUAUGACCUGUCUCAGAACCCAAUCCAGAGCAGCAGCGACGAGAUCACCCUUUCCUUUAAGACGUGGCAACGGAAUGGACUCAUCCUACACACAGGCAAAUCAGCUGAUUACGUCAACCUGGCUCUAAAAGAUGGUGCGGUCUCCUUAGUCAUUAACCUCGGGUCAGGGGCCUUUGAGGCCAUUGUGGAACCCGUGAAUGGCAAGUUCAAUGACAACGCCUGGCACGAUGUCAAAGUGACCCGCAACCUUCGGCAGCACUCAGGCAUUGGACACGCUAUGGUUGUUUAUAAGAAUAAUGACAUCCGUCUGGAGCUGUCUCGGUUGGCCAGGAUUGGUGACACCAAGAUGAAAAUAUAUGGCGAGGUGGUGUUCAAAUGUGAAAAUGUGGCCACACUGGACCCCAUCAAUUUUGAGACCCCUGAGGCUUAUAUCAGCCUUCCCAAGUGGAACACCAAGAGAAUGGGCUCAAUCUCCUUUGACUUCCGUACGACAGAACCCAAUGGCCUCAUCCUUUUCACUCAUGGCAAGCCCCAGGAGAGAAAGGAUUCCCGGAGUCAAAAGAACACCAAAGUCGACUUCUUUGCUGUUGAACUGCUAGAUGGGAACCUCUACCUGCUCCUUGAUAUGGGUUCUGGCACCAUCAAAGUGAAAGCCACCCAGAAGAAAGCAAAUGAUGGAGAAUGGUACCACGUGGACAUUCAACGAGAUGGUAGAUCAGGUACCAUAUCAGUGAACAGCAGGCGUACCCCAUUCACAGCCAGUGGAGAGAGUGAGAUCUUGGACUUGGAGGGGGAUAUGUACCUGGGUGGACUGCCAGAGAACCGCGCGGGGCUCAUCCUCCCUACAGAGCUCUGGACCGCCAUGCUGAAUUAUGGCUACGUUGGCUGCAUUCGAGACCUGUUCAUCGAUGGACGGAGCAAGAACAUCCGGCAGCUGGCAGAGGUGCAGAAUGCUGCGGGGGUCAAGUCUUCCUGCUCCAGGCUUAGCACAAAGCAGUGUGACAGCUACCCCUGCAAAAACAAUGCUGUUUGCAAAGAUGGCUGGAACCGCUUCAUCUGUGACUGCACUGGCACCGGCUACUGGGGGAGAACAUGUGAGAGGGAGGCUUCUAUCCUGAGCUACGAUGGCAGCAUGUACAUGAAGAUCAUCAUGCCCAUGGUCAUGCACACCGAGGCCGAGGACGUGUCUUUCCGUUUCAUGUCUCAACGUGCUUAUGGCUUGCUGGUGGCCACCACUUCCAGGGAUUCAGCUGACACUCUCCGCCUGGAGCUGGAUGGGGGUCGUGUCAAGCUCAUGGUUAACUUAGACUGUAUCAGGAUAAACUGUAACUCCAGCAAAGGACCCGAGACACUUUAUGCUGGACAGAAACUCAACGACAAUGAAUGGCACACUGUACGGGUGGUGAGGAGAGGAAAAAGCCUUAAGCUUACCGUGGAUGAUGAUGUGGCUGAGGGUACAAUGGUGGGCGAUCAUACACGCUUAGAAUUCCACAACAUUGAAACGGGCAUCAUGACAGAGAAGCGCUACAUCUCAGUUAUCCCCUCAAGUUUCAUUGGCCACCUGCAGAGCCUCAUGUUUAAUGGAUUACUCUACAUUGAUUUGUGCAAGAAUGGUGACAUUGACUACUGUGAGCUAAAGGCCCGUUUUGGCUUGAGAAAUAUCAUUGCUGACCCUGUCACCUUUAAGACCAAGAGCAGCUACCUGAGCUUGGCCACUCUCCAGGCCUACACCUCCAUGCACCUCUUCUUCCAGUUUAAGACCACCUCAGCUGAUGGCUUCAUCCUCUUCAACAGUGGGGAUGGCAAUGAUUUUAUUGCAGUUGAACUAGUCAAAGGCUAUAUACACUAUGUGUUUGACCUUGGAAAUGGUCCCAAUGUCAUCAAAGGCAAUAGCGACCGACCACUGAAUGAUAAUCAAUGGCAUAACGUUGUCAUCACCCGGGACAACAGUAAUACUCACAGCCUGAAGGUGGAUAACAAGGUGGUCACUCAGGUUAUCAAUGGUGCCAAAAAUCUGGAUCUGAAAGGUGACCUCUACAUGGCUGGCCUUGCCCAAGGCAUGUAUAGCAACCUCCCAAAGCUUGUGGCCUCACGGGAUGGCUUCCAAGGCUGCUUAGCAUCUGUGGACUUGAAUGGGCGCCUACCAGAUCUGAUCAAUGAUGCUCUUCAUAGGAGUGGCCAGAUCGAGCGUGGAUGUGAAGGACCAAGCACCACGUGCCAGGAAGAUUCAUGUGCCAACCAAGGUGUCUGCAUGCAACAGUGGGAAGGUUUCACCUGUGACUGUUCCAUGACCUCCUACUCUGGGAAUCAAUGCAAUGACCCCGGUGCUACAUACAUCUUUGGGAAAAGUGGAGGACUCAUACUCUACACCUGGCCUGCGAAUGACAGACCCAGCACACGCUCAGAUCGCCUUGCUGUGGGCUUCAGCACGACAGUGAAGGAUGGCAUCCUGGUUCGAAUUGACAGUGCUCCAGGGCUUGGCGAUUUCCUCCAGCUUCACAUAGAACAGGGUAAAAUAGGAGUGGUCUUCAACAUUGGCACAGUGGACAUUUCCAUCAAAGAGGAGAGUACCCCAGUAAAUGAUGGCAAAUACCAUGUUGUGCGUUUCACCAGGAAUGGCGGCAAUGCCACACUUCAGGUCGACAACUGGCCAGUGAAUGAACAUUAUCCCUCAGGCAACACUGAUAAUGAACGCUUCCAAAUGGUAAAACAGAAAAUCCCCUUCAAAUAUAACCGGCCUGUAGAAGAGUGGCUGCAGGAAAAAGGCCGGCAGUUAACCAUCUUCAACACUCAGGCUCAAAUAGCCAUUGGAGGAAAAGACAAAGGACGUCUCUUCCAAGGUCAGCUCUCUGGGCUCUAUUACGAUGGCUUGAAAGUUCUGAAUAUGGCAGCUGAGAACAACCCUAAUAUUAAAAUAAAUGGUAGCGUCAGGCUUGUGGGAGAAGUACCAUCUCUCUUGGGGACAACGCCUACAACUUCCAUGCCACCAGAAAUGUCUACAACUGUCAUGGAAACCACCACUACAAUGGCAACCACCACUACUCGAAAGAAUCGCUCCACAGCCAGCAUUCAGCCCACAUCAGAUGACCUUGUUUCAUCUGCUGAAUGUUCCAGUGACGAUGAAGACUUUGUUGAAUGUGAGCCUAGUACAGAUAAGAGUCUUUCCACUUCAAUCUUCGAAGGUGGCUACAAAGCACAUGCGCCCAAGUGGGAAUCCAAGAACUUUAGACCUAACAAAGUCUCCGAAACUGGUAGGACUACUACUACCACAUCUUUGUCCCCUGAGCUGAUCCGCUCCACAGCUUCCUCCUCGUCUGGGAUGGUGCCCAAAUUGCCAGCUGGCAAAAUGAAUAACCGUGAGCUCAAACCCCAGCCUGAUAUAGUGUUGCUUCCGUUGCCCACUGCCUAUGAGCUAGACAGCACAAAGCUGAAGAGCCCACUAAUUACUUCCCCCAUGUUCCGUAAUGUGCCCACAGCAAACCCCACAGAGCCAGGAAUCAGACGGGUUCCGGGGGCCUCAGAGGUGAUCCGGGAGUCGAGCAGUACAACAGGGAUGGUCGUCGGCAUUGUGGCUGCUGCCGCCCUCUGCAUCUUGAUCCUCCUGUAUGCCAUGUACAAGUACAGGAACAGGGACGAGGGGUCCUAUCAGGUGGAUGAGACGCGGAACUACAUCAGCAACUCUGCCCAGAGCAACGGCAUGCUCGUCAAGGAGAAGCAGCAGAGCUCAAAGAGUGGCCAUAAGAAACAGAAAAACAAAGACAAAGAGUAUUAUGUGUAA